Diceros bicornis minor is the source of this 938-nucleotide messenger RNA. RefSeq names its product metabolism of cobalamin associated C (gene MMACHC). NCBI's taxonomy places the organism in Eukaryota, Metazoa, Chordata, Mammalia, Perissodactyla, Rhinocerotidae. Gene Ontology annotation, molecular function: demethylase activity; cyanocobalamin reductase (cyanide-eliminating) (NADP+) activity; FAD binding. Gene Ontology annotation, cellular component: cytoplasm. The coding region runs from base 5 to 853 and encodes 282 amino acids. Gene Ontology annotation, biological process: cobalamin metabolic process. The record is from RefSeq and is a predicted model, not a curated record. The transcript is spliced from 4 exons.
CGCUAUGGAGCCUCAAGUCGCAAAGCUGAAGCAGAAGAUAGAGGACACGUUAUGCCCUUUUGGCUUCGAGGUUUACCCCUUCCAGGUGGCAUGGUACAAUGGACUCCUGCCUCCAGCCUUCCACCUGCCCCUGCCAGGACCUACCCUGGCCUUCCUGGUACUCAGCACACCUGCCAUGUUUGACCAGGCCCUCAAGCCCUUCCUGCAGAGCUGCCAUCUCCGACCACUGACUGACCCUGUGGACCAGUGUGUGGCCUACCACUUGGGCCGUGUUAGAGAGAGCCUCCCAGAGCUGCAGAUGGAAGUCAUCGCUGACUAUGAGGUUCACCCUAACCGGCGCCCCAAGAUUCUGGCUCAGACGGCAGCUCAUGUGGCAGGGGCUGCUUACUACUACCAACGACAGGAUGUGGAGGCUGACCCCUGGGGGACCCAGCACAUAGCAGGUGUGUGCAUACAUCCCCGAUUUGGGGGCUGGUUUGCCAUUCGAGGGGUGCUGCUGCUGCCAGGAAUAGAGGUGCCACACCUGCCACCCAAAGAGCCUCUCGACUGUGUACCUGCCAGAGCUGACCGAAUCACCCUACUUGAAGGCUUCAAUUUCCAUUGGCGUGACUGGACUUACCGGGAUGCCGUAACACCCCAGGAGCGCUACUCUGAAGAGCAGAAGGCCUACUUUUCCACCCCACCUGCCCAACGCUUGGCUUUGUUAGGCUUGGCCCAGCCCUCAGAGGAGCCUAGCUCUUCAUCCCCUGAGUUUCCCUUUACCACCCUCACAGCCAAGAAGCCUCAGAAACCCAGCCGAGUCCGGGGCUGGCUCAGCCCCAGGGUCUCACCACCUACCUCCCCUGGCCCGUAAUACUCUUCUCCCUUGUGGAAUCCCUAUUUAUGAUACAAUGGUACUUGCUAAAACUUAUUUGGCUUUGGCAAGGCAAGAGUUUUAU